This is a messenger RNA of Ostrea edulis (European flat oyster), 7511 nucleotides long. RefSeq names its product prostamide/prostaglandin F synthase-like. The record is from RefSeq and is a predicted model, not a curated record. The transcript is spliced from 5 exons. NCBI's taxonomy places the organism in Eukaryota, Metazoa, Mollusca, Bivalvia, Ostreida, Ostreidae.
AUGGAAAGCUUUUGGCAGAAGCAAACCUGUGUGAUCACAUUCAUGAGACGGUUUGGAUGACCUUUCUGUCGACUGAGUGCAAAGCAACUCAGUCUGAUUAGGCCUCAGCUGGACGACAACAAUGUCCGCUUUGUAGGCAUCGGCUUGGAGGAAGUUGGUGUGGAGCAGUUUGUCCAGGGGGAGUUUUUCACUGGAGAGCUGUACAUCGACACGAAGAAACAAUGUUACAAAAACUUAGGAUUCAGGAGGUUGAACUUUUUUAGUGUUUUCCCUUCCAUGCUGUCCAAGUCCUCAAGAGAUAGUCUGAGAAAGGCCCAGCAAGAAAACGUAAAUGGAGAUUUUAGUGGUGAUGGUUUCCAAAAUGGUGGUACUCUAGUUGUAGCUCAAGGAGGAAAGGUUUUACUAUCAUACAAACAAGAAAAUCCCAGUGACCAUGUUGAUAACAGUGAGAUACUCAGAGUGCUUGGGAUGAAAACAAAGUCCUAGUCAUUAAUAUGUACACCUAGUCAGCCAUUUCAGAAUACAGUGUUUCCUUCCACUUCGAUCUCCGGUAUUUUUCUCCAAGAGUUCACUCAGGAACAUCCUCAAUUGUUUGAAAAUUGUUCAUUAUAGUAUAUUGUGUUUUUUAUGUGUGUAUAUCGUGUAGAUGUGUGGAUCAAGAAUUGUCUGUUCACUAUAGUAUAUUGUGUUUUUUAUGUAUGUAUAUCAUGUAGAUGUGUGGAUCAACAAUUGUCUGUUCAUUAUAGUAUAUUGUGUUUUUUAUGUAUGUAUAUCGUGUAGAUGUGUGGAUCAACAAUUGUCUGUUCAUUAUAGUAUAUUGUGUUUUUUAUGUAUGUAUAUCGUGUAGAUGUGUGGAUCAACAAUUGUCUGUUCAUUAUAGUAUAUUAUGUUUUUUAUGUAUGUAUAUCGUGUAGAUGUGUGGAUCAACAAUUGUCUGUUCAUCCUAGUGCUCAUGCAUGUAUAUUUGCUUGUGCUUGAUUCUAAUGUAAACUAUUUAAAAUAUGGCAUCUUUCAAUGUAGCACUUUUUAAAAAAUCUUUAAAAUGUUCGUAAAUUAGGGAAUAAUCAUCUUCUCAUUUGUUAUUUGCAACCGUUAAUGCUGAUUUAACAAACUGGGUUUUCCUGGAGACAUAUUAGUGGAGCCGGUAAAACGGAUUUUUGUGACUGUUAAAUGAGCAUUGAUGGUCACAAACAACAAAUAAGAAGACGGUUAUUCCCAUUCUAAUGCAAUUCAUGUAUUUUGGUUGACGUUUAUGUCUUAUUUUGUAGAGUUUUUUUUUUGUUACAUGAAAUACAACACGAAAUGUUUAUGCUUGACAUUAUGUAUUUGCAUAAUUUUAUUUUGACGUCACAAUGGAGAGCUUAAUUUCCAUCUUGUUAAUGCUCGUUUAAGAGCCUCAAACAUCAGUGCAUUAGCCAAUUAAAAAGCAUAUUACAAAAAGUUGCAUUAAAAUACAUGUGUAUUAAGAUUAACAUUGUGAUAUGAUUGAAAAAGCAUGCUUGCUCUCAUGAUGGUUCAUGAUUGCUGGUCAGUUAGCAGUGCUGCUUUUAUUAAAAAGGCUGUACAUAUUUAUAAUGUUUAAAACUUGGAAUAUUGUUCAAGAUAUACUUUGAAAUUAAAAAGUUGGUAUGUGUUAUUUAGAAUCAAGAAAUUAUUUAAUUUUUAGACAUGCAUGCUUUCCAGUAAUACUAGACAAAGAAGUCCCUUGAAAUUCUAAUGUGUAGGUUUACACAACGUUGAAGUUUCUUUACAAACAAUAUGAAUGAUAACACAUGCACCUCCAAUAAUGUGCAUUUGCUAUUUAAAUGCAUAUAACGUUUUGUAUUUCAAGUGAAUGCAUAUAAUCUGAAUGUUCAAAAUUUUAAGAAAUGUAGAUAAACAUAAGGACCCCUUACCUUUAUAAUAAUAGUUGUACUCACUUGUAUUAGAUUUAGGGAAAUCUUGUUGUUAAUUGAAGUAUGAUUUUUAUUUCUUGAAAAACAUGUUUUUCUUAAGUUUGAUGAUAUUUAGAGUUUAUUGGCAGUAAAUGUGAAAAAACUCUCAAAUGAUGUGUGAUUUUUUUCUUUCGAAAAACGUGGUUUUUUUUUUAGCUUGAUUAAAUAUUUAAAGUUUAUGAUUGUCAGUAAAUGUGUUAUAAAUGUGGGAGCACCAUGUAAUGCAUGUUUUCGUUAAAUAUUUUUAUUGGAAACAGCUAGGACACCAAGUAACAAGUGGUAGAGAGAUCCUCAUGACUGACCUUAUAGGGCAUUAUAACCAUUGAUAGCUAUACACCCAAAAGUUCUGAAAAUGUACUGCUGUAAUUAGAAUUUUUAUAUUCAAAUGCAUGUCAUUGUGAUCUUUUACCAGCAACUGCAUUUUCUUCUGUAUGAUCAAGCUGUGUUUUAAAAACUGCUGUGAUGUAACUUUAACCUGUGAAACAUUUAUCCCAUAAUUUUUGGAAUGAUCAUUAUGUAACUCAUUUUGUCAAGAAUAUUGUGUUUGUAUAUGCUUAAGAAAUUAUGAGAAGGGUUGUUGAAACACAGUGUAUACAAAUUAGAAUAAUUUCUGAAGCACCGUGAUUUCUCAACCAGUCGCUCUCUGAAUUUUAUGACUUUCAACCUAUGUCACGAUAAUCAAAAUGUCAUUUAAUUUUGUCAUCAAUGGAAUUUUAGGUGACCUGAUUGAUUCACGUGACCUACUGCUAUACAUGCCUAUGCAAUAUCUGUGCCGACACUAUUAUGUAAGUUGACUGAAUUCAAGUGUCAGCUAUUGUGACACAUUUUGUCAGCCAUCAGAUUCAGCAAGUCACAAAUUCAGAGUGGUUAGCCUGAAAGUUAGCUGCUGAACCAUAGCUCUCUGGGAAAAAAUUGAAAGUAACAGCAACCUAAUAUGACUACGUAGACAGUCGACGUUAUUGAAGCUCGAGUUUUCAAUUCGAAUGGACGCUUUCGUAAAUUUUUGAAGGAAGUGUCACCAAAGGGAGAUGUUGGGAAUUUUUUUAAUACUAAUUUUUUUUAGACGGUAAUGUAAAAGGGGCCGAAAACGUGCACCAAAAAAGUUGCAUUGUAAAAGCUGUCUUUUCUAUAUCAAUAUUUUCCCAGAGAGCUACAGUUCUGCAGCUAUACUUAAAAGAGGCUCAUGAAAAAGUAAUCAGACUGCUGAUUAAAAUACUAGUGCUAAUAAAUUCUGGUAUAUAUAUAUAUAUAUAUAACUACAUCUCAGGUAAUUUUUUGUUGCAUUUAGCCAUCCAUUUUGUUUAUUGUUUUUGUCAUGACUUUAUUGUAGAUGUGAAAAUAUAUGCAGAUUCAUGGGAUUGUAUGUGCAUUAAUUCUGCUAUCUCUUUAUGAAAUGCAAUACAAAAGCAACAAUUACAUAUACAUGGAGGGGUGGGGAUUUUUGUAACUUCCUCUCUCUUGUGUUAAGUUUAAAAUUACCACCACACAUGUAUUUUCACAUUUACAGUACUACAUAUUAAUGUUCACAUUUACAAUAGUUUAAAUCAGGUACUUGUAUACAUGUUCACACUGCUGAUGAUAAAAUAUUCACACUCAUGAAACGGAGCACGGAAAUUUUUAUACUGUGUUCAGUGGAAAUAUUUGUGUAAUACUUAAUUUCUAUCUGUGUGUUACAUGAACCAACAUACAAGUUAAUAAACUGCCUAAAAUAUUACAGCUGUUUCAAAGUUUCUUUUUACCCCCACAAUAUAAAGUUUUUAGAUUACCUGAGCUGAAGGAUCAAGUGAGCUUUUCUGAUCAAAAUUUGUUCAUUGUCUGUCGGUGUCGACGUAAACUUUUCACAUUUUCAUCUUCUUCAGAACCAAUGGGCCAAUUUCAGCCAAACUUGGCACAAAGCAUCGUUGGGUGAAGGGCUUUCAAGUUUGUUCAAAUGAAGGGCUAUGUCCCCUUCAAAGAGGAGAUAAUCACAAAAAUAGGGUGGGGUAAUGUAAAAAUCUUUUCAAGAACCACUGAACCAGAGGAGCUGAAAUUUACAUGAAAGCUUUCAGACAUAGUGCAGACUCAAGUUUGUUAAAAUCAUAACCCCCUGGGAGUAGGAUGGUGCCACAAUAGGGGAUCAAAGUUUUACAUGCUAAUAUAUAGGGAAAAUCUUUUUUAAAAAUCUUCUCGAGAAACACUGGGCCAAAAAAGCUGAGAUUUAUAUAAAAGCUUCCUGACAUAGUGCAGAUUCAAGUUUGUUAAAAUCAUGGCCCCCGACGGUAGGAUGGAUGGGGCCACAAUAGGGGAUCAAAGUUUUACAAACUAAUAUAUAGAAAAAAAUCCUCUUCUCAAGAACCAUUGGGCCAAAGUAGUUUACAUUUGCAUGAAAGCUUCCUGACAGUGACAUAAUGCAGAUUCAAGUUUGUCAAAAUCAUGGCCCCCGGGGGUAGGAUGUGGCCACAAUAGAGAAUCAAAGUUUUACAUACCAAUAUAUAGAGAAAAUCUUCUUCUCAAGAACCAUUGGGUCAAAGAAGUUUACAUUUACAUGAAAGUUUAUUGACAUAGUGCUGAUUCAAGUUUAUAAAAUCCAUGGCCCCCAGGGGUAGGUAGGGACCACAAUAGGGAUCAAAGUUCUAAACAGCGGGGUUAAGGUGUCCCGAGUAAAAUAAUAAGUAAUAACAGUAUAUUCAUAUAAAAGUAGAAUUCUUUCAAGCGUAGCAUAUUUUUAGUAAAAAUCGUUUGUCAAUACAUAAACAAACAUCGUAUCACGUGGGGGAAUCCUUUGCUUAACUAUUACGUCGUCAUACAAGUGACAUAGAGCUAUUUUUAUCUGCUAGACUUUUAGUUGUUUAUCACCUCGGUACAGGUGAAAGAUGCACUCAAAUCAUUUGCAGUUUGGGCUUGAUAUGUCGACAUUGAUAUGGUAAAUUUAAAUAGUGAUACGGAUCGGUACAGUAUCCUCUCAAAUAUAGCAAUUUCCAUAAUCUCAACUCAAAUGUUGGGCAUUUUCUACAUUCAAGUCUAAAUCGUAUCUAAACGAGGCAAAAUAUUGUACCUUCCGUAUCAAAAUCCUAAUUCUGCAACUAGUUGCCUUUCUGAAUGUGCCUUGAUCGAAAUAAAAUUUCGUCAUCUUUCACCUGUAUCGAGUCGAUAUGUACAUGCGUUGGUUUUCUUUAUUCCAAAUGACUAUACACAUCGGGGGCGAUAUCAAGGUCACAAAGUGAUGUAAAGAUUAUUUUACAGUCUUUCGUGCACAUACUAUAUAUAAAAUUAUGAGAUUUACAUAUUAUCGAAGAAAACUGCGGAAAAAAAUCAUCUGACAAACAGAUUUAAACACAUACAGCUUGUACACUAGAUAACGGCAAUAAAUAGCGAGAAAAUAUUAUGACAUUUUCCCCGCGAUACAACUAUAGACCUGUACGUCGUGACGUCAUAUAGUAUGAAGUGCACCGAGGUACAUUUUAUGUUUGUUUUAACUUUACUCGGGACACCUUAACCCUGCUGCGUACAUGUGAAUAUAUAGGGAAAAUAUUUAGAUAUGGGCCAAGAUGACUCAGGUGAGUGAUGUGACCCUUGGGCCUCUUGUUUUUUCCCCAUGAUAUAUUUUGGGAAUAAUGUCUGAAAAACAGUGGAAGCUUGGGGGGCAACUUAGAUGUAUAUAUGAUUGGUGAAGUGAAUUAUGUAGAAAUUAACCCAUGCUUCUAUUGUAUUCACAUUCCCCUAAUUCAAACACAGUAUUUUUUACAUUUGUACUUUGUAGUUUAACUUGUUUCGUUGGAAUCGGAAAGUCACACAGAUGUUCACAACAAAAGAUUUCGGCUCUUUGUUUCCACCUUUUCUAAAGGGACUGGGUCCACAUUUUUUGGAAAAAACUAUUUUUCAUAUUUUAUGUUAGAAAAUAACUCAUUUAAUGUUGACAACCAAUAUUUGGACCUUCUGAAUGCAAGGAUAAGAGCAAUAUUUUAACCUUAACUCUGUGCUAUGUAAACAAAGACUCGAGCCUUUUUGUUUACAAACAAAGAAAAGAAAUGAGGAUAAGAGCAAUAUUUUAACCUUAACUCUGUGCUAUGUAAACAAAGACUCGAGCCUUUUUGUUUACAAACAAAGAAAUGUUAAUUUUGUAAUUUAAAGCAUCUUAAUUUUGUACAGUCACAAAUUCAAUUUUUAAAUGGCAUAUUUUACCUAAAGUUUACUUGAAUGUGAUAUAUAUACAAUGUAAUGAACCUGGAUCGAUAUCCAUGUGUUUUGAAAACUUUGUAAAACAACAUGCCGCAGUCUUUGAGCUCCUAUCAUGAAAUUUAACCGUAAUUUUUGGGUUAAAAACACUUUAAACACAUUUGACUGUAGAUUUUGAUUAUUUAAAGUGAAAAACAAAAUUUGGGGGGCAAUCAUAAAUCAGUCCCUUUAAUUGUCUUCUCUUGAAUUCAUAUAUCAUUAGGGAUGCCCUAGUUUUGUCAGAUUUUUCCAAAGAAGUUGGAAUUGAAGUCAUGCAGACUUCACCUCAGCCGGUAUCCUCACAACGUCAGGGGUCCGAAAUUGACUCCUGGCUGUGAGACCUGACAAACUUUAUCAUUCCGGGCUGAUUGUCACGAUGUCUGGUGGGAAUGAUGUAAUUCUUUUUUGUAUUGACCAAGUGAACUCUGAACCCCACACGUUGUGAAGAUGCCAGCCAGUGUUAGAGCUAAAAACUGUUCCCAGCUUUCAGUUUUACAGACCCAUCUUUUGCAGUGAUGAUACUUCUGAACUUUGAACUGUGCCUUCAAAUUUCCCCGUAUUCUGUAAUACAUGUACUCUUAAACUUUUCCUCUCUGCUCCGAUUUCAAAACAUAGCACUCCAAUGCAUGUUCAACUUUAUUCAAGGAAAAAUACACACACAAGGAGAAAACAUCAACAAUGGUGUACUGAGUUUUCUACUGAACAAUGAUUUAUUUCUAUACAGUGUAUACUACAUUCUACCAAAAAGAAAAUGCACAGGAUACUUGUUUUACCAAUCGUUAUUGAGCUUUUAAAAUCUCGUUUCAAAUACAUAUAUAUCUAGGAGACAAAUAAAUCAUGAGCUAAUUGUAGCAGACAGGAGAUAAAUGUAAAAAUGUGUUUGAGCUUGUUGUAGCAAGCUAAGUCAUCAGUUCAAAGUUCCCAGUGUUCAAAAUUUGAAGGAAUGUUCACAUGCAGGAAUGUUAAACACUUGUAUGAAGCUACAGCACUAUGAAAGCCAGUUAUUCAACAUCUCUGCUGUAAGCAAAAAAUCCUACCAAACAGAAAACUAACUACAUGUAUAUUGGAAUCAAAAUAUAUUACCGCAUAAGUGGAAUUUUUAGUGAUAUGUUCAUAAAUCACGAGUAUAUAUAUUUAGCGGGAGCUAAUUUUAGUGACUUUAUCAUUCUAAGAAAGAUAGUUAUUACCUCUGAUAUUGAAUAAAUAUUGGCGAUAUUCAAUGCUAGCGAUCGCAACACUGUUGCUAAUAAUGCAAAAAUUAAAUCCUCGCUAAAAAUUCUGCUUAUAUGGUAAUAAGAACACAUAUACGUGAAUUCCGGCUGGGCCUGCACUUUUCCUCAGGUUUCUAAUAUUUAGCAGUUUUCCAUUCAAAAUACAGAAAUA